This is a messenger RNA of Scatophagus argus, 2267 nucleotides long. RefSeq names its product nerve growth factor b (beta polypeptide) (gene ngfb). The transcript has a single exon. Gene Ontology annotation, molecular function: nerve growth factor receptor binding; growth factor activity. Lineage: Eukaryota; Metazoa; Chordata; Actinopteri; Scatophagidae. The record is from RefSeq and is a predicted model, not a curated record. Bases 8 to 604 code for a protein of 198 amino acids. Gene Ontology annotation, biological process: nerve growth factor signaling pathway; positive regulation of collateral sprouting; nerve development.
UGUGCCCAUGAGGUCGUCCAUGCUGGUCCUGUUCCUCCUCUUCAGUGCCCAGGCUGUGGCCACCAUCGGAGGAGCAGCACAGCAGGAGCAGCAGCAGUGUCCAGGCAACAACCCCAGCUCCAUCCCCACAGUGGACCCCAAACUCUUCACCAAACGCCACUACCUCUCACCCAGGGUGCUCUUCAGCGCUCAGCCCCCUGAUGCAGAGCCGGCGGGGUCACAGGGUGCCGGCAGGAGGACCCGCAGGCGAGCAGGGCAGCCUCAGCACCGUGGAGUUUACUCAGUGUGUGAGAGCAUCAGCGUCUGGGUGGGCAACAAGACCAAAGCCACGGACAUCUCAGGCAACGAGGUGACAGUGCUUCCAGACGUGAAUAUCAACAAUGUCAACAAGAAGCAGUACUUCUUUGAGACGACGUGUCACAGCGCACACUCAGGCAACUCCGGCUGUCUGGGAAUCGAUGCGAGACACUGGAACUCCUACUGCACCAACUCACACACUUUUGUACGAGCGCUCACUUCGUUUAAGAACCUGGUGGCAUGGAGGCUCAUACGCAUCAACGUGGCCUGCGUGUGUGUGCUGAGCCGCAAGUCAUGGCGGCAGUGAAGUCUCUACAUGCACAUCUCUCUCUCUCUUCCUCUUACACACACCAACACACAUACACACACACACACACACACAAGGUCACCGUGAAAUACAGUACAAAUACAGGCAUACCUAUCACCAAAGACUUCUCACCUUCUGCACAAAGUAAAUUAUUGGUAACCGACAAAGUAUCAGGACUGCAUGUAUAUACACCAGGCCUGGGUCAAACAGUAUCUGAAGUUUGUAGCUAUUAUUUUUACCUGUUCAGGAGAAUCAAUAUGAAGGGUUUCUUGCUGUGUCAUUAGCAUCUGACUGUCUUAGCUGCAGUUUGUAACAGGUUCAACUUAUGGAAAUUUAAAACUGCGCAGUAAAUCAGACCUGAUUGUUGAGACAACAUGAGCUCAAGGCCCGUAUUUAUCAAACUCCUCUAGUUACACUUCAAGAGAAGCUCCAUUGACUUUUAGAGCAGACACUACUAAUUUAUGAAAUUAGUUUUAUUAGUUUAUUUAUCAAUUAACUGAUUGAAAGAAAAUUGGUUGCCAUCGGUUGUUUUGAUAAUUGAUUCAAUGUUUCAGUCAAUUUCAAGCAAAAAUGUCAGACAUUUGCCGGUUCCAACUUCAUAAAUGUAAUGACUGGGACAUACAGGCAAUCUGAAGACAUUACUUUGGGCUCUGGAAAAGUGUAAUGAGAGUUUAUCUCAUAUUGUUUUUUUUAAUCGUUUUAUUAAUAAUUAAGUCUAUUUACAGUCAUUGUUAAGUGGAAAGACUUUUUUCUCAAAUUAAAAUCCAGGGGUAAAAGUGAAGGAUUUCUAGGGUGCCCUCAAAGGGUCAUGGCAGGACUGUUUUUUAUAGUCCACUUGAUGAGAACAGAUGAGGCUACAUCGUAAUAUAGCUCAGCCUUUAUGCAUCAGAGGAGAUCCUCAAUUAAUUGUGAGGCAAUGCAAAAAUAAUGUCAGAAUAAAAAAUCCACCAUAACCUCUCAGGGGUUCUGUAUAUUUUUAGCAUUAAAGAAGUUUACAGUAGUUUAAUAUGGAUAAAUGUAUGGAUAAAUAAUAUAUAAAUGCAUCCCUGGCUUCAGCUGAACUACAAAUAAACUGUUGUUUAGCCAAAAGUCUGAUGAAGUUGCCUGAUAAAAUUCGCCCCACAUGGCCACAGGUGAUUCAGAAAAUUGCAGCUCAUAGGAAAUUAGUUUCAGAUGUCUGACUUAGCUGCUAAGGAAGGAAAUUAAAAACAGCACACACUACAGCUAGACACAAUUGGUAUUUUAUCAUUUAAAACCUCUGCAGCAGGUUUAACACGAACCUCAGGUCUGAUGACCUCUUUUAUGUGACAUUUAGGUGACUUCCACAGGACUCAGGAACUUUAAGCUGCAGCUUCUAAAGACACAGCAAUGGUGUUUAAGAAACUAUGUGAUAUUGUUCAAGACAGCAAGUUUAAACCUGUCAUAAACCUUAAACCGCUGCUAAACUGGUGACAGAGCAACAGGCCCCACCGCAACACAAUCAUCCUAAUUACAGUAUUUUUCUGCCACUCAUUAUAUUGUCCUAUAGCACAUAAUACUCACUCUAAGUGGACUGACACAACCUACAAACUUUGGAAUUACAAUUUGAUCCUGGUCUGAUAUAAGCAAAACUUUUGUUAAAAUGUUGUUGUUGAUAUUGUUAUUUAUUAAACACGUCCAUACA